GAAAUCCCUCGCUGCAUAGUCUCUUUCCGUCCAUCUGUGGCCUGAAGGGGGCGUGCGUAGGGGCGUGCAGCAGGCCGUCCGCACAGAGCCCAGAGACCAACACUUGCGCUUGUGACCCAUCCUUGUCCCCAAUCCUUCAGUGAGAUCUCAUCCAUACACCCCCAUCAAUCAUGGAUCUCGAGCCUUAUGCUCUCACCCAUGCUGAAUCCGCCUCUGCGGCUUCGACUGCCUCUUCGAAUGACAAAGGAAAGGGUAAGGCAGCAGCAGAGGGGGAGGGAGGGGCUAGUGUGGAUGUGCAACCCGCGGAAGAGCUCCCUACGAUAGAGCAGGACGUCAAGCAGCUCGUGCAGGGCGUCAGCUCUUGGUGGACGGGCUUCAGCCAGAAGUCGCAGGCCCAAUUCACACAGGCUCAGCAACACAUUGCAUCCCAAGGCGGUAUCGUCAACUAUGCCAAGAAGGAGGCCAGCAGGCUAGAAGCUCAGCUAGAGGAGACGAGGCGCAAAGCAAAGGAGAAGAGGGAGGCAGAAGAGGAGGAGGAGAGGAAGAGAAGGUCCGAAGAAGCAGACAAAGUCAAGGAGCAGGGAGCGGACCAAGGGGACGAGGAGGCACAACCUAGCUCGAGGGCGGCACGAUCAGGCGAUAGCAAAGUCGAGGCGGGUGAGUCUGGUGAGAGCCUCUUUGACGCCGACGAAGCCUCGAAUGCCUCGGAGACUGCUACAGGGCCGGCUGCCCCCCGUCAAGCCUCUACCUCUACCUCUCCGACCUCUUCCUCGCCCUUUGCAAUGGACAACAAUCUCAUCUCGCGACUUCAGACGCUGUCCUCCGAUCCGCGGGUGGCCUCGAUACAGCAAGAUCUUUCAUCACGUCUCUCCUCUUCCUUCAAUCUGCUGAGCAACACCUUUGCCCCCGCCGCAAACAACACUAGCAGCAGCAGCAGCAAAGAGGCAGGUGUGUCUACGGGCAAUACUACAACCGCUUCGCUCUCAUCGACUCUGCAGGACAUCUCAUCCACUCUUUCCAAGCUCUCUGGUCCUGAAGCGAAAGCCUAUGCGCAGAAGUAUCUCAAAGCCUCUGAGGAGCUGGUUGGCAAGAUGGGAGAGGAGGUACGAGUCGUCGUUGGCGAUCUGGUCAAGGUCGUACCCCCUCCUCAGGCGGAGGGCAAGCAAGGAGCGUCUUCGGCUACGACUGCCGCGUCUGCUGGGCCAGAGAAGUCGAAGCAGGAGCAGCAGACUUCAAAGGCUUCGUCAGAAUUUUCAUCUUGGGACAUGGCAGACAGAGCAGAGAAGACUGAGGGCGGAGCAAGCGGCGUGAGCACAGGCACAGCUACUCCUUCUGCCUUUAGCAGCGUCAGUGCGGAUCAACCUGCUGCUUCUGCGCAUACGGAAGAAACAAAGCCGUCAGCUGGGUCUGACAAUGAAGUUUCUGGCAUGCUACCCUCAGCCCCUUCAGAGUCUGGCUCAGGAAAGAAAGCGGCAGAGGAGGCAGCAGAAGACAGUGGUGAGGACUCUGAUUGGGACUAGCCGCGGGAGGGGAGGAUGGAGAGAGCUCUUCAAAUUCAUUCAGCGAUCUUUUGUAUGCUCUCAAUGUUAUUAACGUCACCUGCUAUGCAGAGGAUGAGACAGAGUUUGUGAGGGGUAGUAUGGGAAACAGGUAGAGUCCAUGAUUUCUCGACGAGAAGGGGAGCCGGAUAUUUUACACGGAGUGA
Microstroma glucosiphilum is the source of this 1705-nucleotide messenger RNA. RefSeq lists its product as hypothetical. The record is from RefSeq and is a predicted model, not a curated record. The coding region runs from base 171 to 1520 and encodes 449 amino acids. The transcript is spliced from 2 exons. NCBI's taxonomy places the organism in Eukaryota, Fungi, Basidiomycota, Exobasidiomycetes, Microstromatales, Microstromataceae.